AUGGAAGGCGUGAACGGCAAACCCUUUGUCACCGACCAAUACGCAGUCGUCGCCCAUGGCAAGGCCGAAAAGGAGUGGCCCUUCAUCGCCUGCUCCGACUCCAGUUUCACCGAGGCCGAAUUCGAACGUUUCAAAGCUGCUCAGUCGGCCGAUUCCUUGCGCCUGCCCUCUAAGAAAGCGCUGGUCUCCAAGCUCGACGACAUCCACUCCCUCCUUGAAUACCAAUGGACCGACGAAGACAUCCAGAGAAAGAUCAACCGCACAAACGCUCUACAAGCCAAGUUCGCAAACUACGGCCGCGAGAAGAUCGAGAAGCGUCGCGAGGAAGCAGCAUCCCGUGGUGAUGAUACCACAGUCGCCAAAUGCGACUCCGAACUCGCAGCUCUGGGAUCUGGCAGCGGUGCCGCAAAAGCAGCACAAGCAGCUGCCACAGCAAAGCAAAACGGCAAGCUCGCACAACAGGAACGUCUCGCUGCUCUCAACCGCGCCAACCGCAAAGCCAAUAGCGAAGACGUGCGCAAAGCACAGUUGGCCGAGAAGCGUAUCCUGCAAAAAGCCAGAGAAGAGGCCGCAGCAAAGGCACGUCGUGAAGCCGAAGCCGCGAAGGAGAAGCUGCUGGCAGUACCUGACGACCUGUUUGGAGAUGCCAGCGACAUCAGCAGAACCGGCACACCAGCAAACGGCACUGGCAGCGUUACGCCCGUCAACGACAAGCUGAAGAAGACAACGUUGGGCGGGUUCAAGAAGAAGCCCAAGGACGAAGACAUCAUUGCCGACAUGGAUCUGGGCAUCGACAUUGACAUUUGA
Messenger RNA from Aureobasidium vineae, 807 nucleotides. NCBI's taxonomy places the organism in Eukaryota, Fungi, Ascomycota, Dothideomycetes, Dothideales, Saccotheciaceae. The record is from the annotation of a GenBank genome assembly.